Suncus etruscus (white-toothed pygmy shrew) is the source of this 1422-nucleotide messenger RNA. RefSeq names its product zinc finger protein OZF-like. The record is from RefSeq and is a predicted model, not a curated record. Gene Ontology annotation, molecular function: RNA polymerase II cis-regulatory region sequence-specific DNA binding; DNA-binding transcription factor activity, RNA polymerase II-specific. Gene Ontology annotation, biological process: regulation of DNA-templated transcription. The transcript has a single exon. NCBI's taxonomy places the organism in Eukaryota, Metazoa, Chordata, Mammalia, Eulipotyphla, Soricidae. Bases 1 to 1422 code for a protein of 473 amino acids.
AUGGUGGGGCUACCCUGGGCCAAGCAAACAGCCGUGUUUGCUCCAAGUCCCUCUUGGCAACAGUCUCACAGUAACAUUCUUCAUGGAGUGGAGCCGACCAAGUGUAAGCAAUGUGGGGGGUCCUUUCUGUGUGCACUGCACUAUGAUGUACCCUGGAACACUUCCAGUGCGCAGGAUGUCUCAGACUGUCAGCAGGAUGGACACGCUCUGACAAAACUGUCAGAACUGAGUGACCCUAAGGAAGUCCAGACACAGCGAAAGCUUCAUACAUGUCAGGAGUGCGGGAAGGCUUUCACUAAACACUCACAGCUUACUGCACAUAUGAAUAUUCACACAGGAAAGAAGCCUUAUAUAUGUCAGGCAUGUGGGAAGGCGUUCACUCAGUCAGCCUACCUUAGAAGGCACAGAAAGAUUCAUAGUGGAGUGAGGCGUCAUAAAUGUUCAGUGUGUGGCAAGGCCUUCAUUCGAUCCUCGUCCCUCACUAAGCACAUGAAUGUCCAUACAGGAGAGAAGCAGUAUCAGUGUCAGCAAUGUGGGAAAGCUUUUGCUCAAUCCUCCAAUCUUAGUAGGCACAUGAGCAUUCAUACUGGAGAGAAGCCUUAUAGAUGUCAGGAGUGUGGGAAGGCUUUCACUCAAUCUUCCCAGCUGACUGUACACAUGAAUAUUCAUACUGGAGUGAAGCCUUAUAGAUGUCAGGAGUGUGGGAAGGCCUUCACUCAAUCUUCAAGCCUGACUAGCCACUUGUAUAUUCAUACUACAGAGAAACCUUAUACCUGUCAGGAGUGUGGCAAGGGCUUCACUCGGUCCUCUCAUCUUUCUGCUCACAUGAAUAACCACACAGGAGAGAAGCCUUAUACAUGUCAGGAAUGUGGAAAGGCCUUUACUCAGUCAGCAUACCUUACUAAGCACAUGAGUAUUCACUCUGGAGAGAAACGUCAUGUAUGUCAGGUGUGUGGGAAGGCCUUUAUUCUAACGGCACGCCUAACGAGGCACAUGAAUAUUCAUACUGGAGAGAAGCGUUAUACGUGUCCAGAGUGUGGGAAGGUCUUUGCUCGAUGCUCACAGCUAACUGUACACAUGUAUAUUCAUACAGGGGAGAAGCCUUAUUCAUGUCAGGAGUGUGGGAAAGCCUUCAGUCAAUCAGCCUACCUUACUAGGCACAUGUACAUUCACACUGGAGAGAAACCUUUUUCAUGUAGGAAGUGUGGGAAGGGCUUCACUCGCUCCUCACACCUUUCUACGCACAUGAAUAUUCACACUGGAGAGAAGCGUUAUAAAUGUCAGGAGUGUGGGAAAGCUUUUGCUCAAUCCUCAUACCUUGGUAGGCAUAUGAAUAUUCAUAGAGGCAAGAAGCCAGGAGGGAUUCCCAAGAGCAGAGCCAAGAGGAACUCCUUAGCAUUGUCAGGUGUUGCCCCCAAAUAA